GUCGUGAUUCGUGAGUGUUGGCAAAACACCGGCGAAUAGCAUAUAUGUUGUAUAUUAGCCCGUGCCAUCGUGUACUACUUGUAAGUUAUAAUAACGGACUCUUCAACUCCGCCAAGGUCUGUCAGAACUAAUUUUGUGUUUUUUGUUUGGUUUAAUUCGGUUAUUCGUUCAAACGGGAGUUUAGAAAAAAAAAAAAAUAAAAGUGUUGAUGAGGAAAUCGAAGCCCAGAAAAAACCACAAAAGUCACCGUUCUCGGUGAACUCUCGACUAUAUACUAGCUGUCACUUAGUCAAAAAAACGGAAUAGUACUUCAGUCGUGGAAAUGAUGUGGACAACAAUGCCCGACAAUGGAGUGAUGCAUCAAAACUUUCUAUACUCAUUCAAGUACUGCACGCGUCGGGAAUAUUUCUGUUUGCCUGUACGGUACGGACUACAUUUCUACUUGGCUGUCGGGUUGGUGAUACUUGAAUCAUUCACUCACGGAUCGCCCAUCUCUGUGGAUGUCAACACGGCAGCGGCGAUACAACUGGCGGAAGCCAUGGAUCCAACUGCCAAUCCCUGCGUAGACUUUUUCCAGUACGCUUGCGGAGGCUGGAUCAAAAACAAUCCGAUCCCAGCAUCGAAAUCGGGCUGGUCUCAGUUUGCAAUUAUGUAUCAAAAGCUGACUCGAGAACUAAGAGAGAUUUUGCAAGGAAAAAAUUCGCCAAAUGAUCCUGUUCCGUUGAUACUGGCUCGGGGGAUGUAUGCCGACUGCAUGAACAUCAAUGCCAUCGAGACUCUAGGACUGACGCCUUUAGUGGAUUACCUGGGAAAAUUCGGCGGUUGGCCAAUGACGUUAAAACACUGGGACGAAUCGAAAUUCGACUGGAAAAAUACCACCGCGUCGGCUCUGACUACUUUCAACUUGCACAUACUAAUGAGUGUUUUCAAUGAUUUGGAUAGCAACAAUACCGACGCGAGUUCAAUCUACGUGGACCAAGAUUCUCUCUAUUUGCCGCGCUCAGUUCUCGUCAAUCCUGCGGAUAAUCCACAAAUAACGACAGCUUACACAACGUUGAUAGUCGAAUCUGCCAAAGCCGUUAGGAGCUGGCUAAAAAGUGACGUCACCGACGCCCAGAUCAAAGCGGACGCUGACGCUGUUUUAAAAUUCGAGUCACAAUUGGCGAUGAUCACAGUUCCAGAUGAGAAACGCCAUAAUUUCACCCGGAUUUACAAUCCAAUGUCGCUAGUGGAACUUCAAAAAUGGACGGACAGUGUGCCCACCGGUAAAUCUAAUUCCAAAGCCAAGAUUAAUUGGCAGGAGUAUCUCAACAAAAUCUAUUCCGUAGUGGAUAUCGCCAUUCCGGCCACGGAACGAGUUAUCGUAGUCGAAACAAAUUAUUUGAAGCAGUUCGUUCACCUUCUAGAUCAAACUCCGCCUAGAGUGCUCGCUAAUUACGUCCACUGGCGGAUUGUCGAUGCUUUGGCAACGUACACCAACCAGCAAAUGUCUGACCUACAAUUUGCUUUUGCCAAAGUUUACGAAGGAGUUUCGCAACCCCCUCCGAGAUCGUUUAAGUGCGUGAAUGUAGUCAACGACCUGCUGGGGUUCGCACUCGCCUCAGUUUACGUGGAAAAAGUGAUGGACGACGCAGCCGUUGAUGAGGUUAAAGAAAUGGUUACCAAUUUGAAAAGGGCGUUCAAAUCAAUGGUUAUCGAGGACGCAUGGAUGGACACGGAGACUAAAUUAACUGCCAACGAAAAGGUCGACGCCAUGAUUGAAUUUGUUGGCUAUCCGCAGUGGAUCAAAAAUAAGACGGCCCUAGAAGAAUACUACGAUGGAAUUAUGAACAGCUCGACUGGUUUCCAUUUCAACAACAUUCAACAAGUCAAUGCCUACCUAAGCCAGAAUGAUUUAUCAGUUUUGCGCGACAACGUUGGCCGCACCGAAUGGAGCGACAAACCCACCACCGUUAACGCUUUCUACUCUGGACUUGUCAACUCGAUAAGUUUCCCAGCUGCCGUUCUACAGCCUCCAUAUUUUACCAAGGGGAUCUCUCCGGCCAUCAAUUACGGGGCUAUGGGCAGCAUGAUCGGCCACGAAAUCACUCACGGAUUCGACGAUCAAGGUCGACAGAGCGAUAAGAACGGCAACACGGUUCAAUGGUGGACGGAGAAAACGCUGGAAAAGUAUCAAGAGCGAGCCAAAUGUUUUAUUGAUCAAUACUCCAACUACGUCGUCCUCAACGGAACCAGAUUGAACGGAGUGAAUACCCAAAGCGAGAAUAUUGCGGAUAACGGCGGAGUCAGAGAAGCUUUCAGGGCUUACCGCUACUAUGUGGCGGCUCACGGAGGCGUUGAUUCCAGUAAAUUUCAAAACUUGACACCCGAACAAGUUUUCUUUCUGGCCUACGCCAACAGCUUCUGCGGGACUAAUACUCCCGAAGAGUUGGGAAACCUCGUCGAAUCGGAUCCGCACAGUCCGCAUCGCUUCCGCGUCAUCGGAACGCUGUCGAAUAAUGAAGACUUUGUACGCGAAUUCAAAUGUGGCGCCGGCACUCCAAUGAAUCGAUUAAACAAAUGUGUUCUUUGGUAACGUUUACGCACUUGCACGACAGAUAUUGAAAGAAUAAAAAAAGCUCUAAUCACAACGCUAAACUUGCAAC
Daphnia pulicaria is the source of this 2645-nucleotide messenger RNA. RefSeq names its product neprilysin-4-like. Gene Ontology annotation, molecular function: metalloendopeptidase activity. Gene Ontology annotation, cellular component: plasma membrane. The transcript has 16 exons. Gene Ontology annotation, biological process: protein processing. The record is from RefSeq and is a predicted model, not a curated record. NCBI's taxonomy places the organism in Eukaryota, Metazoa, Arthropoda, Branchiopoda, Diplostraca, Daphniidae. Bases 323 to 2575 code for a protein of 750 amino acids.